AUGGGCCUUGCCUUCACAAAGAUAUGGCAGCGAAUGAUCGGGAAGCAGGAGAUGCGAAUCUUGAUGGUGGGUUUAGAUGCUGCAGGUAAGACGACGAUCCUUUACAAGCUCAAACUUGGCGAGGUUGUGACUACAAUCCCAACCAUCGGCUUUAACGUCGAGACCGUGGAGUACAAGAACUUGUCCUUUACGGUUUGGGACGUAGGAGGCCAGGACAAGAUCCGUCCUUUGUGGCGCCACUACUAUCAAGGCACCAAUGGGCUCAUCUACGUCGUUGACAGCAAUGACCGUGAUCGUAUUGAGGAUGCGCGUGAAGAACUUACUAAGAUGCUCAACGAGGACGAAAUGAGAGAUGCCGUGCUUCUGGUCUUUGCCAACAAGCAGGACCUGCCUCAGGCAAUGACAGCAGCAGAAGUGACUGAGAAGCUUGGCCUUCACAAUUUGCGUCACCGCCAGUGGUUCAUUCAAUCUGCGUGUGCCACCACAGGGGACGGACUCUACGAAGGCUUGGAUUGGCUCUCCCGCACUUUGUCCUCGAAGCGCUGA
Molecule: messenger RNA, 546 nt
Organism: Durusdinium trenchii
Lineage: Eukaryota; Dinophyceae; Suessiales; Symbiodiniaceae
Source: the annotation of a GenBank genome assembly